This is a messenger RNA of Rhizoctonia solani, 1878 nucleotides long. Its product is annotated as GMC oxidoreductase. The transcript has 16 exons. The record is from RefSeq and is a predicted model, not a curated record. Lineage: Eukaryota; Fungi; Basidiomycota; Agaricomycetes; Cantharellales; Ceratobasidiaceae. Gene Ontology annotation, molecular function: flavin adenine dinucleotide binding; oxidoreductase activity, acting on CH-OH group of donors. Bases 1 to 1878 code for a protein of 625 amino acids.
AUGAAAUUAAAGAGCAGGAUUUGGUAUUUCCUUUGGUUUGGGGUUGUCGCCACGAUGCAUACCAGGAAUGGCGCCGAGUUUUCAUCUCAAGCCUUUGAUUACGUUAUUAUUGGUGGAGGUACUGCGGGCUUGGCGCUCGCAGCGAGGCUAUCCGAGAAUCCAAAGAUAUCUGUAGGCGUCAUUGAAGCAGGUCCAUACUUUGAGAAUGAUCCAUUGAUCGACACUCCUGCUCUGGCCGGUCGGCUUCAGGGAGACCCUACGUACGACUGGAUGUUCAGAACGGUUCCGCAAAUUCAUGUAAAUAACCGGUCCAUGCCUAUGGCAAGGGGAAAGGCACUAGGAGGUUCAAGUGCUAUAAAUUUAAUGGCCCUUGACCGUGCAUCAAAGAUCGAGUACGAUGCGUGGGAGGAAUUGGGAAACCCGAAAUGGAACUGGGACGGCUUACUCCCAUACAUGAAAGCCGCCGAACGCUUCGAAACCAUUGAUCCAUUCCGAGCAAACGCUACACACGCGGACCCGGAUGAUAUAUACCCUUCUCAAGGAACCAAAGGUCCAAUUUCUGCGAGUUUCAAUACUUGGUAUAGUGAUAUUGUACCUCCGUAUAGAGAGACGCUGGCCAAUUUGGGCAUCCCAAUUAAUUACGACCCGGACAGCUGUGACCCCUUUGGGCUAUACAACUCAGCUACCGCCGUGAACCGCACAACUGGCACACGAUCUUACUCGGCGAACACAUACUUUGCGUACAACUCGGCCAAGUCCAAUUUUGUGGUACUUACCGAGGCGCAAGUUACCAAGAUAAUGUUCGGUCAUUCAAAGCCCGGCAAGAAUGGGAAAGUGACCGCCACAGGGGUAUCGUUUGUACACAAUACCACGACACAUAGUGUAAAAGUGCUGAAGGAAGUUAUUCUAUCUGCAGGCACGUUCCAAACGCCCCAGCUCCUGGAACUUAGUGGGAUUGGAAACUCCGCCAUUCUACAACAGCAUGGGAUCACUCCUAUAGUUGACCUACCGGGCGUUGGAGAAAAUUUGCAGGAUCAUCUUCUCGUACCCAGUACCUAUGAGCUGAAACCAGGGCCAACAACGCUUGAUAUUUUGCGUAAUAGCCCUAGUUAUGCAGCAGAAGCCCAAGCCCAAUAUGCUUCCACCCACGAUGGAAUUUAUACUGCCACCACCUCCACCUUAUCUUUCAUUAACCUAGGGUAUAUUACCACACCAACAGAGCUAUCAGACAUGAUAGCGAAACUAGACCGCGAGAUUGCGGCUGAUCAAGUCACGAAGUUGCAGAAGGCUCAAUAUUCGAUUCAAAAAGAUUGGUUAAAAAAGAGAGUUGGUACUCUUGAGAUUGUGCUAACUCAGGCGUAUGGCGGGACUGGAACACCCAAAGUCAAUGCAUCCUAUAUUUCUAUACAGAUGGCAAUCCAACACCCAUUUUCUCGUGGGAGCGUGCACAUCAACAGCUCCAAUCCAUUGGUAGCCCCCGAAAUCAACCCAAAUUACUUUACAAAAUCAAUUGACGAAGAAACACUUGUAAAAGCUCUGAAAUUCGGGUUCAAAAUAUCUCAAACUGAGCCAUUGGCAUCCUAUAUUGUUGCGAGACAAGACCCUCCGCCUGAGACUUCUUCCGAUGAAGCAUACACCGAGUACGUGAAGGCCAACGUUAGGACAAUCUUUCAUCCAAUCGGUACCGCUGCUCUGGCACCAAGAGUAAUAGGUGGAGUUGUGGAUACGUCCCUCAAAGUCUACGGAACUACGAACCUCCGAGUAGUCGACGCAAGCGUUAUCCCAAUCCAUAUGGGCACUCACAUCUCGAGAACUGUGUAUGGAGUUGCGGAAAGGGCGGUGGACAUCAUUACUGGUGAAAUAAAUACAACCGAAUAA